CUCGCUACAACUAAGGUAGUGUUGGUGAGCUGCGAGCCAGGAGAGAAACCGUGUGACCCGAGUCAACACGGGCCGACAAACCUGGAUCAAAUUGGAGUCACACAGCCUGGACCCCGCGAGCACGCUCAUCACCGCGCAGAGCCUGGAUAUGGCUACGUCUAUACUUGGGGAAGAGCCGCGGUUUGGAACUACGCCAUUAGCUAUGUUGGCUGCAACUUGCAACAAAAUCGGUAACACGAGCCCUCUGACAACUUUACCUGACUCCAGCGCUUUCUCCAAAGGUGGAUUCCACCCGUGGAAGAGGUCCUCCUCCAGCUGCAACCUGGGCUCCAGCCUGCCGGGCUUCACAGUCGCCACGAGCCGAGCCUCCACGGGACUGACAGCGAGCAACGGCGCGGGCAACAGCGCCUUCUGCUUAGCCUCCACCUCCCCGACCUCCUCUGCCUUCUCCACAGAGUACAGCGGGCUGUUUUCCAACUCCGCGAGCGUCACGACGCAGGAGUCCGGCCAGUCGGCAUUCAUCUCCAAAGUCCAUACGUCGGCGGAGACUCUGUACCCGCGGGUGGGCAUGGCGCACCCGUACGAGUCCUGGUACAAGUCUGGGUUCCACUCCACCAUCUCCGGCGACGUGACCAACGGGGCUUCCUCGUGGUGGGACGUCCACAGCAACCCGGGCUCGUGGCUGGACGUGCAGAAUCCCGCGGGGACCCUGCAGACCUCGCUGCACUCCGGGACGCCGCAGGCCAUCCACUCCCAGCUGAGCGGCUACAACCCGGACUUCUCGUCGCUGACGCACUCCGCGUUCAGCUCCACGGGGAUCAGCCCGUCCGCGUCCCACCUGCUGUCCACGAGCCAGCACCUGUUAACCCAGGACGGCUUCAAAACCGUCAUCCCCACAUACACGGACGCUUCCGCCGCCAACGCCAUGAUUUCAGGGGGCGGCUCAGGAAUUAGCAGCUCCUCUAGAUCCUCCAGGCGGUACUCCGGCAGAGCAACGUGUGACUGUCCGAACUGCCAGGAGGCCGAGCGGCUGGGGCCCGCGGGGGCCAGUCUGCGGAGAAAGGGACUCCACAGCUGCCACAUCCCGGGCUGCGGGAAGGUGUACGGAAAGACCUCUCACCUGAAAGCGCACUUGAGGUGGCACACCGGCGAGAGGCCUUUUGUCUGCAACUGGCUUUUCUGCGGCAAAAGGUUCACUCGGUCCGAUGAGCUGCAGAGACACCUGAGGACCCACACCGGCGAGAAGCGCUUCGCGUGCCCCGUGUGCAACAAGCGCUUCAUGCGCAGUGACCAUUUGAGCAAGCACAUCAAAACGCACACGGCGGGCGGAGGAGGCAAAAAGGGCAGCGACAGUGACACCGACACCAGCAACCUGGAGACCCCGAGGUCCGAGUCCCCGGAACUUAUUUUGGAGGGGGUGAACCCCAGAAUCACGGUUAAGGAUCCGUCUCCUCACGACGAGCCCUGAGUCUGCACCCAGAAUGGAAGCAGUGAGAAAUUAUAAUGGGGGAAAAAAAAAAAAAAAA
Nematolebias whitei (Rio pearlfish) is the source of this 1526-nucleotide messenger RNA. RefSeq names its product sp9 transcription factor (gene sp9). The record is from RefSeq and is a predicted model, not a curated record. Gene Ontology annotation, molecular function: DNA-binding transcription factor activity, RNA polymerase II-specific; RNA polymerase II cis-regulatory region sequence-specific DNA binding. NCBI's taxonomy places the organism in Eukaryota, Metazoa, Chordata, Actinopteri, Cyprinodontiformes, Rivulidae. Gene Ontology annotation, biological process: regulation of transcription by RNA polymerase II. The transcript has 2 exons. The coding region runs from base 149 to 1468 and encodes 439 amino acids.